AUCUGUUCUUUUUUUUAUUGUUCUUAAUGAUGUUCAAGUGUGUAAUUUUAUGCUUUUUUAUUAUAUAUUAAGUCCAUUUUAUUGCUUUGUGAAAGGCUAAUGGCAUCUUCAUCAGACACAUGGAUACGAGAAUAUAAUGAAGCAGUGAAAAUUGCAGAUGAUAUCAAUGGCAUGAUAUCCAGCAAGAGUUCAAAGCCUGCGCUGGGACCCGAAAUGCAGCGUCACGCAUCAGCUGUCCGAAGGAAGAUUACAAUCUUAGGGACUCGACUUGACGGAUUGCAGUCCCUUUUGUCUAGGCCCCCCGGGAAGCCAUUAACAGAGAAGGAGAUGAAUCGUCGCAAGGACAUGACUUCGAACUUAAGAUCGAAAGCGAAUCAGAUGGCUUCUGCAUUCAACAUGUCAAACAUUGCUAACAGAGACAGCUUGCUGGGGCCGGAAACCAAGCCAGAUGCUAUGAGUAGAACACUUGGUUUGGAUAACUCCGGCCUUGUCGGUCUUCAAUGCCAAAUAAUGAAAGAGCAAGACGAGGAUCUAGAGAAGCUGGAGGAAACAAUCGUGAGCACAAAGCACACCGCAUUGGCAGUCAGAGAAGAACUUGAUCUGCAUACCACACUCAUUGACAACCUCGACCAACAUGUGUAUGUCACCGAUUCUCGCCUGCAGAGAGUGCAGGAAAAGCUGGGGAUUUUGAACAAGCGCGUCAAUGGCGGAUGCUGGUGUAUGUGCACGCCCUUCGCGGUGAUCGGAAUCCUGAUUGUGGUGGUCGGUUUAUACUCGCUCGUCAAAUACUUGUAAUGAUACAGCCAAAACAACAAGCUUAG
Messenger RNA from Hibiscus syriacus, 821 nucleotides. RefSeq names its product syntaxin-51-like. Gene Ontology annotation, cellular component: SNARE complex; endomembrane system; membrane. Gene Ontology annotation, molecular function: SNARE binding; SNAP receptor activity. The transcript has 5 exons. NCBI's taxonomy places the organism in Eukaryota, Viridiplantae, Streptophyta, Magnoliopsida, Malvales, Malvaceae. The record is from RefSeq and is a predicted model, not a curated record. The coding region runs from base 100 to 795 and encodes 231 amino acids. Gene Ontology annotation, biological process: vesicle-mediated transport; vesicle fusion; intracellular protein transport.